Molecule: messenger RNA, 2921 nt
Organism: Cuscuta campestris
Lineage: Eukaryota; Viridiplantae; Streptophyta; Magnoliopsida; Solanales; Convolvulaceae
Source: the annotation of a GenBank genome assembly
AACGCACGGGUGUGAUAAUAGUCGUACAUAAUGUUGACUUUUUUAUCCUGAAAACAUUGCAAAAAUCUUAAGCCCAUACGGAUUUCCUCAUCUGUUUCGACUUCGUCGUCCCCUGCCGACAACUCUGUGCUAAGCGAUGCACAUCAGGAUUUAUUACUCUUGUCCUCUCCUACUUUCCUCUCUGAUUCUUCUCUGUUCUUAUCUCGCCGCCGUCCAUGGCGGCGACACCAUCUCCGCAGACCAAUCCCUCUCCGGUGACCAGACCAUUGCUUCUUCCAACUUCGUCCUCGGAUUCUUCAAACCGGGCAACGCUUCCAAAUACUACGUAGGCAUAUGGUACAAGAACGUCACCAAACAAACCGUCGUUUGGGUUGCCAACAGGGAGACCGCAGUCUCCGACAAGGCCAGGGCGGAGCUCAAAAUCGUCUCCGGCAAUCUUGUCAUCCUCGACGAGUCGAAAAUCGCGGUUUGGAACACAAGCAUAACUCCCACCGGCACCGGCGACGGCGCGGUUUCCGCGGUCCUUCUCGACUCGGGUAAUCUGAUAUUGCGUGAAGGGUCGGGCCCGGAUCUGGGUUCCUCCACCCCCCUCUGGCAGAGCUUCGACAACCCGGCGGACACGUGGCUGCCCGGAGGCAAGCUUGCGUACGACAAACGGACGAGCAAGAAACAACUUUUGACUUCUUGGAAAAACUCCGAUGACCCGGCACCCGGUUUGUUUUCCCUGGAAUUGGAUCCGGACCAGAAACGGUAUCUGAUCAAGUGGAACAGGAGCGUGGAGUAUUGGACAAGCGGCCCCUGGAAUGGCCAAAUUUUCAGUUUGGUCCCUGAGAUGAGAUCUAAUUACCUAUACAAUUUCAGCUAUGCUGAUAUGGACAACGAGAGCUAUUUCACCUAUUCAGUUUACAGCUCUUCUAUAAUCUCAAGAUUCGUCAUGGACGUUUCCGGCCAAAUCAAGCAGUUCACAUGGCUGGAGGGCCAGAACCAGUGGAAUCUAUUCUGGUCACAACCCAGACAACAAUGCGAGGUUCAUGCUUACUGCGGCCCAUUUGCGGCUUGCCAGAAUUCGUUGCCCUUUUGCAACUGUUUGGAUGGUUUCAGGGUAACCUCAGACGGAGACUGGAGCCGGAAUGAUUAUUCCGGCGGGUGUACGAGGAAGGCGAGCUUGCAGUGUGGAGGAAGAGACAAGUUUAAGGCGUCCCCGCAGAUGAAUCCGCCCGACCGGCAUGUAUCUGUUGGUGGCGUAGGGAGUGACUCAGAUUGUGAAUCUUUCUGUUUGGGGAAUUGUUCUUGCUCUGCUUAUGCUUAUGAUGUCGGCAAUGGGUGUUCUGUUUGGAUGGGGGAGCUUCAGAAUCUGGUGCAACUCGCACCGAACGAUGGUGGUGGGAAGACGGUCAACAUUCGCCUUUCGGCCUCCGAAUUCUCAGGUGGAAAGAGUAACAAACUUGUGAUUGGAGCUGUUUUCGGAUCAGUUGUUUUUGGUUUGUUGGCUUUGUCUGGUGCUUUUUUCUGGUCCCGUCGCCGGGUGGGGACCGCAAAGGCGGCGAUGGAGGGUUCGCUGGUGGCUUUUUCGUACCGGGACUUGCAGUGCGCGACCAGAAACUUCUCGGAGAAACUAGGGAGCGGAGGGUUCGGUUCGGUUUUCAAAGGCACAUUGCCAGACCCUUCAUCUCCUGCCAUUGCCGUGAAGAAGCUGGAGAGCAUAAGCCAAGGGGAAAAACAAUUUAGGACCGAAGUAAGCACGAUUGGAACGAUCCAACAUGUAAACCUCGUUCGCCUCUGCGGGUUCUGCUCCGAAGGCAAUAAGAAGUUGUUGGUUUAUGAUUACAUGCCAAACGGCUCCUUGGAUUCUUGUCUCUUCAGUGAAACAAAUGGACCCAAGUUUCUUGAUUGGAAAUCAAGGUACCAAAUUGCGUUGGGCAUCGCAAGAGGAUUGAGUUAUCUCCAUGAGAAGUGUAGGGAUUGCAUCAUACACUGCGACAUAAAGCCGGAAAACAUCCUUCUUGAUUCCCAAAUGUGUCCAAAAGUUGCAGAUUUUGGUCUGGCAAAGCUGGUGGGCCGGGACUUCAGCCGAGUGUUGACGACAAUGAGAGGAACGAGAGGUUAUCUUGCACCCGAAUGGAUAUCCGGAGUUCCCAUCACACCCAAAGCAGACGUUUACAGCUACGGAAUGAUGGUGUUUGAACUCUUAUCCGGGACCCGAAACUCGGAGCACGCGAAAGUGAAGUUCUUCCCUACUUGGGCUGCUUCCCAUGUGAUUCUCAAAGAAGGGGACGUUCUCGACGUAUUGGACCCAAAGCUGGACCGAGUCGCGGACCAUGAAGAAGUUUCUAGAAUGUGCAGAGUGGGGUUCUGGUGUAUCCAAGAUGAUGAGAAUCAAAGGCCAUCUAUGGGAAUGGUGGUUCAGAUUCUUGAAGGGGUUUUGGAUGUGAAGUUGCCACCGAUCCCAUCGUCUCUUCAUGUUUUUGGUGGCGAUGAUGAACAAGACAUUGUUUUCUUCACAGAAUCGUCGUCCAGCCAAAGUAGCUCACAAACUCAUUCCAAGACUUCAAGAAAUGCUUCAUUGGUAAAGAACCAGUGUUGAAUGAUUAAGAUGUGCAAUCAGCUCUAUUCAGAAAUUCUUAUAAAUACUCAUUUGGAUUCAGUUAAUACGACAACGCGUUUUUCGUGUAUUAGUCGAUGUAGUAGUGCUUCUAUGAAAUAAAUCAAAAAAACAGAAGUGAUUUUCAUGACUAGUUUAGCCGCUGGCAUUAGCAUUUUUGGCGCAUUUGUGAAAUCUGAGCUGAUCAAAUCUUUGCCGUUUUUGGUGCCUUUUCUGUUCUUAAUUAGUGUGGCAGCUCCUUCACUAUGUUCCCAACUUGUUUUGAAUCACACUGUAACACAUCAACAAGUCAUCCUGCAACGGUACCAUGACAACAAAU